GAAGCAUCUCGGUCCGCUGAGAUAGCGGAUAAAUCCUAAAAAAUGAAAACAAACGAGGAGCUGGCUGCUAUUUUCCAUGUGUACUUAACUAGAUUCACAGUUUGUUAUAAAAAGUGUCCUUCAUCAUGUCGAAUAUGGAGAAACACCUGUUUAACCUCAGGUUUGCUGCCAAGGAGCUGCAGCGAAAUUCUAAGAAAUGUGACAAAGACGAAAGGGCGGAAAAAUCGAAAGUGAAGCAGGCUAUUCAGAAAGGUAACAUGGAGGCAGCCAGGAUCCACGCGGAGAACGCCAUUCGUCAGAAGCAUCAGGCUGUGAACUACCUGAGGAUGAGCGCGCGUGUGGAUGCUGUGGCUUCCAGGGUCCAGACUGCAGUCACGAUGAACCAGGUAUCCAAGUCCAUGUCUGGUGUGGUGAAGAGUAUGGAUGCUACACUAAAAAGCAUGAACCUGGAGAAGAUUUCCGCAUUAAUGGACAAGUUUGAAAACCAGUUUGAAACUCUGGAUGUGCAGACGGCUCAGAUGGAAGACACGAUGGGGAACACCACCACCCUGACAACACCUCAGAAUGACGUGGAUAUGUUGUUGCAUGAGAUGGCUGAUGAAGCUGGUUUGGAUCUUCACCUGGAGCUUCCUCCUGGACAGACUUCCUCAUUGGCAUCAACUGCAGCGUCAGCAGAGCAGGUAAAACAUUAUGUCUGUGAUGAGCUCUCCCAGAGGUUGUCUAGACUGCGAGAUCAGGUGUCAUAAUGAUGCAGAAAAAUACACGAUGAGGAUAAAGGAAGGAGGAGAUUUGGAGUGGAAACAAGGGAAAAGAAGAGAAUUAAAAUAAUAAAAGUAAGGUGCCAUGUGCCUACGAGCUCUGUGCUCCUUCAGUGCUCCACUGAGUCACUUCCCAGGAGGAAGAGGUGGUUUACCGUUGCAGUAACUCAGAAUGCUGCUAAUUUGCACAUUUAUAUUUAAUGUUUAUUUAUGAUCAUUUAUUUCAUCAUCAGCAUGAUGCUGUUGUGUUAUGUUGAGGAUUUAAAAGUAUGUACAGUAGCUAAUACUUUAUUUUAAACUGGUACUACACACACAGCUUACAACUACAAUGUUACACACCUCACUUAUUUAUUUAUGUGCUUCUUUUUUUAUUGGCUGACAGUUUAUUGCUAAGGGCACAUGUUUUUUCAACAGUUCUGCUUUUCCUGCAUGACUGAGGAAUCUGCUUUGUUUCUAAUUGUGAACCAAAUAUAUAUUUUUAUUUUGUGACUGGGAAUAUGCUUUGUAAAUGGCAAGAAUGUGUCGGUUUGACUCAUAUUGAGUUACUAACACACACUCAAGCACAAGCAAGUCGCUUUUUUGAAAGGUGUUUUUAGGGUUUGAGACAUUUUUCAUAGCUGUUGUGGUUGGAGUAUGUACCUCCUCAUGCUGCCCUGCUCGACUUUUUUCCAUCCUACCCCUCCCUUUUUCUCCCCAACAGAGAACAGAUGAGAGGUCAAAGGUGUCACCUGUGGAGGAAGCGGCCUUCUGCCACUCGCAUGCCAAUACUUUAUUACACACACACACACACACACACACACACACACACACACACACACACACACACACACACACACACACACACACACACACACACACACACACAUCCCACUGGAGAGGCAAACUCAGCUGGUAGCUAUUACAGGUGUUAUCCCAGCACACACAAAUAUCUACAUGAACACACCAGCAGCCCUGUAACUGAUGUGAGUCUUCCAAAGUGACACUCAACCACCUUUGACCCUUUUUAUGUCCUUCCCAAUCAUCAUCAGCACACACUUAACUGCAUUCACAAUCAUCAUCAGUGGCUCCAGACUGACACACGCUUCUAUUUUGCCUAAUACUAGGCACUUUGAUGAGUAAAUUGUGUGCAGUACUUUGGAGCACGGACAUGGAGCGAGUCCUACGUGACUGGAGUUAUCUGAAAAACACUGACCCCAGUCAUCCAACAGCUGUCAGUCAUUUCUGCCAUGAGUUAAAUCAUCAAAAAUUAAAAUUCCACGUUUGUCUGCUGUCAGAGCUACAAAAUCUCUUUGGUAAGUUUUUUUUUAAAUUUCUGCAUAGCUUUGCCUGCCCAUCUUUUCUCUUUCAAGUCUGAUUAAAGCCCAAGGAGUCUGUCAUUGCCUAUUUUUCUGUCUGCUGCGUGCAUCCCAGCAUGCCCAGCAUGCAUAGAUGCUUCCUCCAGAUGUGCUGAGACAGCUCUGGCACGAGCACAGCUCUGGAUGGAGGGGUUGCUGUAUUUGUAUAAGGCUAUGUGUCGGUGUGGAUGCGUAGUGGCUCUCCCCUCCAGCGCCGUCAACACCUCCCUGCCAUGGUUCCUAGAGGAGCGCUACGUGCUGACAGACAGGGGUCCGGUCAGCUGGUGGUCUGUCCCCAUGGCUGACCUGUUUGCAGCUCAAAGCCACACACACAGGCUCGGGAAAAACACUCUAGUUGCAACAAGGGGAUUGGUUGGACCUCAACAUAAUUCACACGCAAGAAACAGCUUGUUUAGACAGAUGCUCAUGAGUGUGUGUUCAGUAGGAGGGAAUAUCUGCUGCUAAAGCCCAGUCUUUUAAAUGAGGAUACAUUUUAAUGGGUUCAGAACAUCUGGAAUAUUCAAUCCAAAGGCUGGGUGGCUGAUCUAACAGCCCUGUUGAAGGACCUCUUCUUUCCAGGAAAUUCUUAUUUUACAAGGAGACGCUUUCCAAAAAAUGAUUAAUUUCCUAAUUAUUAAGAUAUUGCAGACAUGUGGAACUGCCAUGAAGUUUGAUUCUCCAAUUUUUCACUUAUUUCAAAUCUAACUGCACUUAUUUAUUGAAUGCUGCAUGGUUGCCACAUUUUUCUGUGCUGUAAAACAUUAGAUUAAAGAUUCUUUUUAACCAUUCUUGUUAACGUUGUCAUCGCUCAUAUGUGGGAACAGUAAAGGAAAUCAUCUACUUAAUGUGGCUUAUGAGAUCAGAACUUGUCAUUUAAUAAAGUAGUACAAGAUCAGA
Messenger RNA from Betta splendens (Siamese fighting fish), 2989 nucleotides. Its product is annotated as charged multivesicular body protein 1b-like. The transcript has 8 exons. NCBI's taxonomy places the organism in Eukaryota, Metazoa, Chordata, Actinopteri, Anabantiformes, Osphronemidae. The coding region runs from base 126 to 746 and encodes 206 amino acids. The record is from RefSeq and is a predicted model, not a curated record. Gene Ontology annotation, biological process: late endosome to vacuole transport; protein transport; endosome transport via multivesicular body sorting pathway. Gene Ontology annotation, cellular component: multivesicular body; ESCRT III complex.